Molecule: messenger RNA, 507 nt
Organism: Fusarium pseudograminearum CS3096
Lineage: Eukaryota; Fungi; Ascomycota; Sordariomycetes; Hypocreales; Nectriaceae
Exons: 1
Coding region: 1-507 (168 amino acids)
Source: RefSeq, a predicted model, not a curated record
AUGACUGCUCGAGUCGCACCUGGCUCCUCAUCCUACACAGAGCCAUCUACUACCAUGUCUCCAACUGCCGACCACGAUGUCCUCCGAGGCCGCAAGAGAGAGCGAAGCAUGACCCGCGGCAGCGUCCGCACAUUCAGAGCCGCACCAGCAGACGAGUCGAGCAACCUCCGAGGCCGCUCUCGUCGGCGCGCCGCUUCUCCAGCUCUCAGCUACACAUCUCGACCAUCCUCUCCCAGGAGAGUACCUUCUCCAACUCGACGCCGUCUGCUUCAUGCCCGUCUUCGAAGAGAGCACUGCCCUUCUCGUGUUGCGUCCCCCAUUGAGCAACAGCUCCAGCAGCAGCACCGACCCGUUCGUCGAAGGCAGCGAACCCGAAGCCAGAGCCGGGGUCCUCGGUUGGAGAUGGAGCUCGGCUCCCAGCAGCACACCGAUGGCUUUUCUGGACUGCGGAACGAGGUCCGAGCCUCGUCGUCUGACACGGUUGACGAAGCCAAGUCGGAUGCUUGA